AGCAGCGCUCCCUCCGUACUUAUUACCCUCUACCACAUCGCCAGUGCGUUCGGUCGAGGUCAAAGGACAGCAAGCCAUGUCUGCAGCAGAAGCAGCCGCACUCGAGCACAUUGUCAAGGUUGCACAGAUCUACGUCGCGUCGACGACAUCCGUGCUGGUAUGGGACUGGCUCGUAUGUUUACCUCAAGAGUGGAGGUACAUUUGGAAGGCGGACUGGACGGCUAUCAAGGUUUUGUAUUUGAUGGUGCGAUACUACACCUUUGUUGUCCUGGUCGUGACCGACGUCUGGUUCUUUGCUGACUGGUCAGAAGCAUCCUGCGCCAAAAAUCUUCGUGUCCUUCCUGGUAUAGCUGUCGUAAUUGAUGUAUGCGUAGAACUAGUCUUGGCUCUUCGAGUCUAUGCGUUGUAUGGCCGUAGCACUCGGAUUUUGAUGUUCCUCGGGGUGAUGAUGGCAGGGUUCACUGGCGUCAUGAUCGCAGUUCCCAUCAUGGCAUUUGACUACACUAGGCUUCCAUCUUGGCCAGGUCCAUGUCUCGUCACUGGAAAACCUUCCGCCGCCGGUCCCAAAUUCAUCAUAGCCUUCUACGCCUCUCCCAUGGCUGUUGACUUCACCCUGACCGCCCUAACGCUCUGGCGAGGACUGCGCGUCAAGAGGCACGGUUCUGCCUCUGGGUUGAUGAAUGUUUUCAUUAAGGAUGGCCUUUUCUACUUCGUCGCUAUCUCUUCGCUGAAUUUGAUCAAUGUGAUAUUCUUUGUGCAACCUAACGUGCUCAUCGAAUCGAUCAACGCCCCGAUGAGUAUCCAACUCUCCACAGUUCUAUCCUGUCGCCUUAUCUUGAACCUUCGCGCCAUACGUGAUCGCGCACCGACAGUCAACAAGUUCAGCAACACACUCGGCCGCUGGGUCGCAGACUUCCAGCCUGAACCCUCCACAGAUCACCACAAUGCUUCUAUAGCACUCAGCUCGAGGUCCGCCCAUACGGAACGAGCGACGACAGUAUCUGUUCCUAAGAGUAAUGAUCCAAUCAGCUCCACCAACGCGGACACCGAUUCAUAUCCUACAAAAUACGGAUAUGGAUGGUGAUUAGGUAUUGUAGUGCGGUGGGAACAGGAGGUGACGAGGAAUUAUACGGACAAAUGGGGUAGGAAGACCAGCGAUCCUGAUGCCGAAUCGGGGCCUUGAAUAGCUCUGUCAUUUCGUGUUUUUUCAUCUUGCUGCUGGCAACAUCGUCAUGGAAUUCUUCGCUUUAUAUACCAUAUUCUCGUCCCUAUUACUGUCUUUGAAGUGUUCACGACCAGCUCUGGAUGGUAUCGUUGUUGUCGACUGAGCCUUGUUGUUUUUAUGCUAUGCAAUGUAACGAAUAUAUCAGUACGUU
This is a messenger RNA of Stereum hirsutum FP-91666 SS1, 1376 nucleotides long. RefSeq lists its product as uncharacterized. NCBI's taxonomy places the organism in Eukaryota, Fungi, Basidiomycota, Agaricomycetes, Russulales, Stereaceae. The coding region runs from base 77 to 1084 and encodes 335 amino acids. The transcript is spliced from 14 exons. The record is from RefSeq and is a predicted model, not a curated record.